CAAUUUUCAAUUAUCUACUCCUCUCACCAUUCUACAAACCUACCAUCCAGUUUAACUAUCCUUUGCAAAAAUGGGCAAUGCUAUCAGUGCUUUGAUCGCCCCGAAUGAGGCAGCCGACGAGAACGAGAGGAAGAAGAAAGAGCAGCUGGAGCUGAUGAUGAAGCUCGCAGAUGCACGGCUCGACACAUUUCAAGGCGAGCUGGAGAAGAUGUUCUUGGACCGUGAGUCAGCGAUGAAGACCAGUGUUCCAGGAAAGAGAGCUUUGAGGUUUGAGCGUCAUGUCGCCGUCGAUGCUGAAAGCACUCCGGGAAAAGGCGUUGAGGAUGCCGUUGACGCUUUCUUUGGUGCUUCGGAGACCGGAACCAAAGGUGUUCUUGAUGGUUUCAAGUCUGUGGUCAAGACUGGUCUCUCUGCGAUUCUCGGUGACUCCUCCGCUGGAGAAAGCUACGAUAAGAAGUUCUUUGUUUGCAUGAAACAUAAUGCCAUCAUUCGUGUCGACAUGUAUACAUACAAGUAUACAUUUGGUAGCAAGGGAGUGGUUGACGUUCACAAGAACAUCUUGGCCUAUAUCCUGUGCAUCUCUGUUGUUGAUCAUAGAGAUGUAACCCUUGACGAGCUCAUCUACCUUGCUUCAGAGUUCGCUGGUGAUGGCGAUGUUGGCCCGGGCUCUGGAUUUGCGCAGUACCUGGAGAUGAUCAUGAAGACCUGGAACGCUCUUAGAGCCAUUGAUCCUCUGCCCGUCAGUGGAAGGCCGGCUCUGGAGUAUCCCGUUAAUCUUCAGCUACCUGUCAGGCCUGCCGCUUAGACCUAGCUUUGGCACUCAUGUCCUGUGUCUAUACUCAGGUAGUGGUUAUUAAAUUGAUCAAGUUUUCUUCGUACGAAGCGAGUAGCCUAACG
Molecule: messenger RNA, 897 nt
Organism: Fusarium oxysporum Fo47
Lineage: Eukaryota; Fungi; Ascomycota; Sordariomycetes; Hypocreales; Nectriaceae
Exons: 3
Coding region: 71-805 (244 amino acids)
Source: RefSeq, a predicted model, not a curated record